AUGUCGGCGAACGUGGCAGAGUUGCCGGCUCGGCUGGCGUCCAGGCUGCGGCGGGCCCGCGACCUGAGGGACGAGGAGAAGCUGUACCGGCACCGGGGUGUUCUCUACCCGCUCCUCAUGUGCCCGCCGGAGCACCUGAGCGCCCUGGAGGGCGUGACGGCCAGGGAGGACGACGUCUUGCUGGUGGCUUAUCCCAAGUGCGGUUUCAACUGGAUGGUGGGCGUGCUGAAGCAGAUCCUGACGCAGGCCAUGGGAAGGACAAUCGACACCAUCAUGCCGCCGCUCAUCGAGUUCUUCGGACCGGACGUCGCUCAGGUGAUGGACCAAAUGGCUUCUCCCAGAUUGUUGGGCACCCACAUGCACCCCGACAACAUCCCCGCCUCCUUCUACGCCAACAAGAGCAAAAUUCUGGUCAUCUUCCGGAACCCCAAAGACACGCUGGUCUCCUUCUACCACUUCUGCAACAGCAACCCUGUGCUCCCCUCCUCAACCUCCUGGGACUCCUUCUAUGGCAACUUCCUCUCCGGAGAGGUUCCCUGGGGCUCGUACUUUGACCACGCGUUGGCCUGGGAGCAAAAGAUGGCCGACCCCAACGUGAUGAUCGUCACCUACGAGCAACUCAAGCAAGACCUGGGCGAGAGCGUCCGUCACAUUUCGUCCUUUUUGGACGUGGAGCUGAGUGACGCUCAAGUGCAGCUGGUGUCUGACGGAAGCACCUUCGCCGCCAUGAAGGAGAGCUCGCAGAUGUCGCACGGGCCGAUGGGAAAUAUCUUCUUCAGGAAAGGCGAAAUUGGCGACUGGAGGAACCAUUUCACCGAGGAGCAGAGCCACAAGAUGGACCAGGCGUUCAGCAAACAUCUGGCCGGGACCCGAUUGGGCCGCCUGCUCGACUACGAGCUCCACUGCAAGUAGUCGGACGCCGCCGGCAGCAGGCGACAACUUCCUGAGGGCCUCCCGCCAAUUUGGCCCGAGGAGAGCUCAUAUUUCGAAAAGAUAUGCGACCAAGCUUGAAAAUCGAUUUAACUCAAGAGAAGCGAGAUGAAAUUCAGUUGGAGCAUCCAUUUUACCGGCUACCGAGAACGAAAAAUCCGUUUUCUUCCACCUAGCAGUGGCUGCUGGGUCAAUAGAGGGCGCUAGCGCAGCAUCCGAUCGCUUCGGCUAAGUCAAGACAGCGAAUCUGUAACCGAAUCCAAUUUCAAAGUAAAUCUUUGACCCAGCUCAACCAAUUUAAAUUGUUGGGUUGACCUCCGUUGUGUCAUUUUACGAUGCCAUUAACCUCCCGCGAUGCAAACAAAAUUGAGCACGGCGGGGGGCGCUCCAUUCCACGUGACACCUGGCGAUCGCCGAUGGGCUUGUGGAAGGGCCUCCGCCCGCGGCUGCCGAAUGAUUCAAGCUCAGCAGAAGUGGCGGCCUUCAGUCAUGGGCGCAAGUCGUUGCUUUCUCCGUCUCUGUUCCUGUUCCUUCGUCCCCUCAAUUGCGCCACUCCUUGCCUCAGCCCAAAUGUGCACAUUUUCUUCCUCUUAAGAUGUCCCAACUUGUGGUCAGGCUUGACUGUCCUCCCCAGCACAUCAGAGAUGCUGUCAUCGGGUUUGACUUUACUCUUGGCCGAAUCCUCAUUUUCAAAUUAUCCGAUGGAAGAAACCAUUUGUUCACAUCAUCCAAAAGCCAACGUGUAAUUUCCCCUGGGAUUAAUAAAGUAUCGGUCAUUUAUCUCUA
This is a messenger RNA of Hippocampus comes (tiger tail seahorse), 1716 nucleotides long. RefSeq names its product sulfotransferase family, cytosolic, 6b, member 1 (gene sult6b1). Lineage: Eukaryota; Metazoa; Chordata; Actinopteri; Syngnathiformes; Syngnathidae. The transcript is spliced from 7 exons. The record is from RefSeq and is a predicted model, not a curated record. Bases 1 to 912 code for a protein of 303 amino acids. Gene Ontology annotation, molecular function: sulfotransferase activity.